This is a messenger RNA of Hermetia illucens (black soldier fly), 2507 nucleotides long. Its product is annotated as ubiquitin-conjugating enzyme E2 S. The record is from RefSeq and is a predicted model, not a curated record. NCBI's taxonomy places the organism in Eukaryota, Metazoa, Arthropoda, Insecta, Diptera, Stratiomyidae. Bases 370 to 984 code for a protein of 204 amino acids. The transcript has 4 exons.
CAGAGCGCAUUCGUAGAGCACAACAAACGUUUGAGCGUGUUUCCUCGUCGGAGUGUUUUUGAUGUUUCAUUUAAUUUUUUCUCGUCUUGUCAAACUUAUUUUGUUUUGAAAUUUAUUUUUACUUGUGCUUUGUGGCCAGUUCUGAGUGCAGAGGAAAGUAGCAAGUAACGGACCGGGCGCCACAGACCGAGGGCCAGGCGAAUUGAGGUUGUGCGGACGCUUUUCUCACACAAAUUUCGGAUAAAACUUGUCGACGGCGAAGGGGACUUGGACGACGUCGCCUGCGGGACUCCGGGCAAGCCAGAACCCAGAAGAACUUUGGCUGGUCGCGAAACUUCGAGGCGCUUAUCGGGGUGAUUGGAUGAAAAUAUGAAUUCGAUGUCGAAUGUGGAGAACUUGUCGCCGCAGACGAUUCGGCAGGUGAUCCGCGAGGUGCACGAACUGGUGGACAGCCCGUUAGAGGGGAUCAAAAUUCAAAUCAACGACGCGGACGUAACGGACAUUCAGGCGUUGAUCGAGGGCCCUGCUGGUACACCCUACUCUGGUGGUAUAUUUCGUGUUAAAUUAUUGCUCGGCAAGGAUUUCCCACAAACGCCACCAAAGGCAUUCUUCCUUACAAAGAUUUUUCAUCCAAAUGUUGCGACAAAUGGGGAAAUUUGCGUAAAUACAUUGAAAAAAGAUUGGAAACCAGAUCUCGGAAUUAAACAUAUACUUUUAACUAUAAAAUGUUUAUUAAUUGUACCAAAUGCCGAAUCGGCGCUCAACGAAGAGGCUGGAAAGAUGUUGUUAGAACGUUACGAUGACUAUUCGCAGCGAGCGAAAAUGCUGACGGAAAUUCAUGCACAGCCAAUCAAAAGUACAGAAACACUGGAUAACGACGAUGGUGGACCGUUGUCGAAAAAGCACGCAGUCGAUAAGAAAUUGCAGGACAAGAAGAAGGAAAAAUUAAUAAAAGAAAAGAAACGAAUCCUGAAACGAUUAUGAAGUCCAACGUAACAAUAGCAAGAGCAGCAGCAGCAAACAAAUUUCUCGUUCUAUUUUAUCUUUCGCUUUCGGAUCUUUACGUUUCUUUCCUUCAUCUUCGCCGUUUCGUGGAAGUGUUGCGCAAUUAAUGCAGUAUCAUUGCCUGCCUCGAUGGGAGAGUAUUUUUUUUAUUUGUCGUAUUUUUUCAACGUAUAUUCUAUUUCGCCCGUUUGCCUUUCCCGAUUUUAGAUUAUUCAUAUUUUAUUAUAAACGAUUUGUUAUUUUGUUUUAUAUUUUGUCAUUUAGAGUUUUAAUUAAUAUUAAUAUAAUUUAUAUGAGUCAUCGUAAUUUAAAGAAAUCAUGAAUUUCGUCAUCUAACAAAACCGUAGUCUCGAGUUUUAUGGAAUGUAUGAAAACGGAUUUAGAGUGUAAAUUUUAAAAUGAGAACGUUGAUGUAGCACAGAUUCAGUUUCUGAGAAUCCACUAUUUUACGCUAGACAUGAAGUAUUAAUAAAUUAUUGUCAGAAUUGGAGAUGAACGUUUUGGCAUCUUUGCUGUUUCGAAAACAGGAGACACAUUUGUAUUGCACAACGCACAUUUUCCACGUAUUAUCGGCUAAUUUCGGUGUCCAUUAAAAGCUUCUUCCAGCUGCCAAUCAGGCACCUGGUGACAAUGUUACGGUUCCAACAAAUAACACUAAUUUUCUUGAAAAAUUUCCAAACCAUUUCAAAUAUCGCUCAGUCUGCUUCUUUAUAACGAGAACCAUAAAGUGUCUGCGCUGUAUGCCCAAGCAAAAAGAACCUCCACGUCUUGGGUUCAUAGGUUCAUAUUGAUUUGAUUGUACCUCAUCUGUACAUUAGUUAGUUUUAAAUAAGUUUAUUUUUCGUGCAAUUUAUAAAUCCACAUUGUGAAGGUUUCAUGCAAUCUCCAUUAUUGACAUUUAUGUGAUCAUGAAGACAUGGCUCCACGGCGCGAAGGUUUCUUCAUAAAUUAUGAGAAGGAGAAAUUUCAAAUUUCCAACACUGUUUUGUGCAGAAAAAUGUUCCAAACAAAGUUCUUCGAAAAUAGAAGAUUGCAAAAUUGGAAACACUUGAAGGUCCUGCAACUUACUACAUUCGGCAUUGUCACUUAUAAUUUGCAGCAAUAGUUAUUAAGCCGAAACAGGAGCAAAUCAAUCAAGUUUGAACGUAAGCUGGAUUUGCUAUGGAUUUUAUUCUUAAUAUUGCACUUGAGAAAGGUGGAUUUCUUUUUUGGUUUGUACAACAUAUCUUAAAUGCAGCUGCCUUAAGAGAACACAAGAUAUAAGUUGACCAAUUGCAGGACACAUGAUUGCCUCUCAGUAUAUUGUAGUACCUUCCUCAAGCUCUUGCAUUUUCAAGAUUGCAUUUUGAAUGGAUUCGUUUCAAUAGUUUUUCUAUAAUAUUUAUAGUUUAUUAAAAAUCGAAUGAAAAAAACACAUUGUAAUUCUACAGAGAGAACAUUAUGGACGGUAACAAAAACAGUUUGAGCAGAAAGAAGAAAAUAAAGGUAGAAAUUGAAAAUUA